CGCCCGCGCCCGCGGCAAUGGCAGGCGGCGUGGUGGUGAACGCGGCCGGGGGCAAGACGUACCCCGGCCGCAUGACGCCGUUCGUGUUCUUCACCUGCCUGGUGGCGUCAUCGGGCGGCCUCAUCUUCGGGUACGACAUCGGCAUCUCCGGCGGUGUCACGUCCAUGGCGUCGUUCCUCAAGGAGUUCUUCCCCUCCGUGUACGCCAAGGCGGCGGCGAACAAGGACACGAACCAGUACUGCAAGUUCGACAGCCAGCUGCUGACGCUGUUCACGUCGUCGCUGUACCUGGCGGCGCUGGCGACGUCGUUCGUGGCGGCGUCCGUGACGCGGGUGUUCGGGCGCAAGUGGUCCAUGUUCUGCGGCGGGGUGACCUUCCUGGCCGGGUCGGCGCUGAACGGCGCCGCCACCGACGUGAUGAUGCUCAUCAUGGGCCGCAUCCUGCUGGGCGUGGGCGUCGGCUUCGCCAACCAGUCGGUGCCGCUGUACCUGUCGGAGAUGGCGCCGGCGAAGCUGCGCGGCAUGCUCAACAUCGGGUUCCAGCUGAUGACCACCAUCGGCAUCCUGGCGGCGAACCUGAUCAACUUCUGGACGGCGGGCAUCGAGGGCGGGUGGGGCUGGCGCAUCGGGCUGGGGCUCGCGGGCGUGCCGGCGCUCAUCAUCACCCUGGGCGCGCUGGUGCUCCCCGACACGCCCAACUCCCUUAUCGCCCGCGGGUUCAACGACGACGCCAAGGCGGUGCUGGUGAAGAUCCGCGGCACGGACGACGUGCAGGACGAGUACGACGACAUGGUGGCGGCGAGCGAGGAGGCGAACGCCAUCGAGCACCCGUGGCGCAACAUCCUGGAGCGCAGGUACCGGCCGCAGCUGACGGUGGCAGCGCUGAUCCCCUUCUUCCAGCAGCUGACGGGCAUCAACGUGAUCAUGUUCUACGCGCCGGUGCUGUUCCUGACCAUCGGCUUCGGCGACGACGCGUCGCUGAUGGCGGCCGUCAUCACGGGGCUGGUCAACAUGUUCGCCACCGUGGUGUCCAUCGUGUGCGUGGACCGCCUGGGCCGGCGCGCGCUGUUCCUGCAGGGCGGUACGCAGAUGUUCGUCUCCCAGAUCGUGGUGGGCACGCUGAUCGCGCUCCAGUUCGGCACCGCCGGCGUGGGCGAGAUGUCCCGCUCCAACGCCUGGCUGCUGGUGCUCUUCAUCUGCCUCUACGUCGCCGGGUUCGCCUGGUCGUGGGGGCCGCUGGGCUGGCUCGUCCCCUCGGAGGUGUUCGCGCUGGAGGUCCGGUCGGCGGGGCAGAGCAUCGCCGUGUGCGUCAACAUGCUGCUCACCUUCAUCAUCGGCCAGGCCUUCCUCAGCAUGCUGUGCUCGCUCAAGUUCGGGCUCUUCUACUUCUUCGCCGGGUGGAUGUUCAUCAUGACCACCUUCAUCGCCCUCUUCCUGCCGGAGACCAAGGGGGUGCCCAUCGAGGAGAUGAACCUCGUCUGGAGCCGCCACUGGUUCUGGGGCAAGUACGUCAACGUCGACACACAACACGGCGGCGCCAGCCCGAGAUCCAACGGCGUCUGAUCUGAGCAAGCUGCAGCAACACCUCGGCACCUGACCUGGCCAUGCAUGCACACGUAUACUAUAAUCUAACAACGUAGCUGACCUGGGCAAAUUGCCAGCCUGACAGGGCCAGGGUGCUCGAAUGUCUCACUCUCACCGCCGACUAACUUUCCAUCAAAAUUGAUUCUUGUUCAUACUCCAUAGCAUGCACAGAUUGAUUGAACUGCUACUUGAGAUUCUUGUCAUUGUUAUUAGAGAGAGAGACAGAGACAGAACGAUUGGCAUAGCAUGCAGAAUUGUUUGGAAGAAGCUAGCAAAGCAGUUCCUUGUUUGUAUCCUCUGUACCAGAAGAUGAGUUUGAUCUAGGAUUAAUCCCUGCAAGGCAAGGUAAAGUAAAUUCAUGUUGUACUCAAAACUAACUUCUCCCAUAUCUGUACGUCGUAUAAAACAAAUCCCUGCAAUGUGCAAAGAUUGUCCCGCGUAGUGAUUUUUUCGUCUCCAGCAAGAUCUCAAACAAGCCCCAAAUCUAAGUGUAACAUGUUUGCAUUUGAAUUAAAAAAUUGAAUCCCUUAUUGUG
Zea mays is the source of this 2118-nucleotide messenger RNA. RefSeq names its product monosaccharide transport protein 2. The transcript has a single exon. NCBI's taxonomy places the organism in Eukaryota, Viridiplantae, Streptophyta, Magnoliopsida, Poales, Poaceae. The coding region runs from base 18 to 1562 and encodes 514 amino acids. Gene Ontology annotation, cellular component: membrane. Gene Ontology annotation, molecular function: monosaccharide transmembrane transporter activity. The record is from RefSeq and is marked provisional. Gene Ontology annotation, biological process: monosaccharide transmembrane transport.